This is a messenger RNA of Thamnophis elegans (Western terrestrial garter snake), 4862 nucleotides long. RefSeq names its product glutamyl-prolyl-tRNA synthetase 1 (gene EPRS1). NCBI's taxonomy places the organism in Eukaryota, Metazoa, Chordata, Lepidosauria, Squamata, Natricidae. Gene Ontology annotation, molecular function: ATP binding; glutamate-tRNA ligase activity; proline-tRNA ligase activity. Gene Ontology annotation, biological process: prolyl-tRNA aminoacylation; translation; glutamyl-tRNA aminoacylation. Gene Ontology annotation, cellular component: cytoplasm; aminoacyl-tRNA synthetase multienzyme complex. The coding region runs from base 77 to 4648 and encodes 1523 amino acids. The transcript has 32 exons. The record is from RefSeq and is a predicted model, not a curated record.
GAAGGGGAGGGCGGUCUCGGCCCUCGCAACCGUGUCGCAUUCCUUCUCGGUUCUUUCUCCUAGUGCCGCUGCUGGAAUGGCGCUGAGCCUCACUGUCAACCCCGGCGAUUUGCCUCUCGGAGCAUUGCUGACUGUAGAACAUGUAAAGGAUCAUGUUAAAAUUUCAGUUGAAGAAGGCAAAGAAACCAUUCUACGAAUAUCUGACCAAGUUACGUUCACUGAUGUGAAUUCUAUAGUUCGUUAUCUGGCUAGAAUUGCCACAUCUGCAGGAUUAUAUGGAUCUAAUUUGCUGGAGCAUACUGAGAUUGACCAUUGGAUGGAAUUCAGCACCACAAAACUGUCUGCUCCUACUGAGUUUGCUUUAGCCAUCCAAGAGCUCAAUAACUCCCUUUCUCUGAGAACCUAUUUAGUAGGCAACUCUUUGAGCCUUGCAGAUUUCAGCGUUUGGGCAGCAUUAAAAGGCAACAAUAUAUGGCAGGAGCAGUUAUCUCAAAAUAAUGCUCCUGUCCAUGUAAAACGCUGGUACAAGUUUCUUGAAGCACAAAAUAGUUUUCAAUCUGUAGAUUCCAAUUGGAAUGUGGGAGACACUGUUCGAAAAAUAAAAAUGACAACAGAAAAGAAACAAGAUAUUGGAAAAUUUGUUGAUCUACCAGGUUCAGAGAUGGGGAAAGUCAUUGUUAGAUUUCCUCCUGAAGCAAGUGGCUACUUGCAUAUUGGUCAUGCAAAAGCUGCGUUGUUGAAUCAGCACUACCAGAUCACCUUCAAGGGUAAAUUGAUCAUGAGAUUUGAUGAUACAAAUCCAGAGAAAGAAAAAGAAGAUUUUGAAAAGGUGAUCUUGGAAGAUGUUGCAAUGCUUAACAUUAAGCCUGACCAAUUUUCAUAUACCUCUGAUCAUUUUGAAAAAAUAAUGAAAUAUGCUGAGAAACUCAUUCAUGAAGGAAAGGCUUACGUAGAUGAUACACCAGCAGAACAGAUGAAAAUGGAAAGAGAACAGAGAAUAGAAUCUAAACACAGGAGUAAUUCUGUUGAGAAGAAUUUUCAAAUGUGGGAGGAAAUGAAAAAAGGAACAGAAUAUGGACAAACCUGCUGUCUAAGAGCAAAAAUUGAUAUGAGUAGUAAUAAUGGAUGCUUGAGAGACCCAACUCUUUAUCGUUGUAAAAAUCAGCCACAUCCACGUACUGGAAAUAAAUACAAUAUUUACCCCACAUAUGACUUUGCCUGUCCUAUAGUGGACAGUUUAGAAGGUGUUACUCAUGCAUUAAGAACAACAGAAUACCAUGAUAGAGAUGAGCAAUUCUACUGGAUCAUUGAAGCCUUGGGAAUAAGAAAGCCCUAUAUCUGGGAGUACAGUCGUUUAAACCUCAACAAUACUGUGCUUUCUAAAAGAAAGCUCACUUGGUUUGUCAAUGAAGGGCUGGUAGAUGGCUGGGAUGAUCCCAGAUUUCCAACAGUUCGUGGUGUCCUUAGAAGAGGUAUGACAGUAGAAGGAUUGAAACAGUUUAUAGCUGCACAGGGGUCUUCAAGAUCAGUUGUAAACAUGGAAUGGGAUAAAAUUUGGUCAUUUAACAAAAAGGUUAUAGAUCCAGUGGCACCUCGGUUCACUGCAUUGCUAAAGGAUGAAAUAGUCACCGUAAAUAUUCCUGAAGCUCAAGAAGAGAUGAAAGAAGUGGCCAAACAUCCAAAGAAUGCUGAAGUUGGCUUGAAGCCUAUAUGGUAUAGUCCCAAAGUACUGAUUGACGGAGCAGAUGCAGAGACAUUGACAGAAGGAGAAAUGGUUACAUUUAUUAACUGGGGCAACAUAAUCAUCACCAAAACACACAAGAACGUCACUGGGAAAAUCACAUCUAUGGAUGCUAAAUUAAAUUUGGAGAAUAAGGAUUACAAAAAAACUACUAAAAUCACCUGGCUAGCAAAAACCUCUUCUGCUUCUCUCACUCCAACUAUUUGUGUGAAUUAUGACCACUUGAUCACCAAGCCUGUCUUAGGCAAGGAGGAAGACUUCAAACAGUACAUCAACAGAAAUAGCAAACAAGAAGAACUGAUGUUAGGUGAUCCUUGCCUAAAAGAUUUGAAAAAAGGAGACAUCAUUCAGCUUCAGAGAAGAGGCUUUUAUAUUUGUGAUCAACCAUAUGAGCCUAUUAGCCCAUAUAGCUGUAAAGAAUCUCCAUGCAUUUUGAUUUAUAUUCCUGAUGGGCAUACAAAAGAAAUGCCAACAUCUGGCUCAAAGGAAAAGACCAAGUCAGAAACAGCAAAGAAAGAGGUUAGUACUACAAUGAAAGGUCCUUCUUCUUCAUUUGGGGCUGAUAUUUCUUCUACUUCAGUUUCCUCUUCAGCCCAGGAUCCCUUAGCUCUUUACAGGAGAGUGUCUGCUCAGGGUGAUGCAGUCCGUGAUUUGAAACAGAAGAAAGCAGCAAAGGAGGACAUUGAUGCUGCUGUGAAACAACUCUUGGCUCUGAAAGCAGAAUACAAGGAGAAGAUUGGUCAAGACUACAAGCCAGGAAAUCCUCCAGUUCCAGCAGUUCCCAUCCAGACAUCCAGAUGUGAGGUUGCCGCCAUUGCCAGUGUAGACAGCAAAACUCUUUAUGAUCAUGUAGCUGAGCAAGGAGAAGUGGUCCGAAAACUUAAAGCAGAAAAAGCUUCCAAGGAUAAAGUAGAUGAAGCUGUCAAACUGCUCCUUUCCUUAAAAGCAGAAUAUAAAGAAAAGACUGGCCAGGACUAUAAACCAGGACAGCCAGCUUCAGCUCAGACAUCUGUCUUAAAACACCCAAAAAACACAGAAACCAGUAGUCCUGGCUCUCCAGAAGCACAAGUUCUCUUUAACCAGGUUGCUCUCCAAGGAGAAGAGGUUCGGAAGUUAAAAUUGGAGAAGGCAGAAAAGGAUAAAAUUGAUACUGCAGUACAAAAACUACUUCAGCUGAAAGCUCAGUACAAGCUGUUAACAGGAGUGGAAUACAAACCAGUUUCUACAACUGGUGCAGAAGAUAAAGACAAGAAGAAGAAGGAGAAGGAGAACAAAUCUGAAAAGCAAAAUAAGCAACAAAAACAGAAUGAGGGACAGAAGAAAGGAAUGCAGAAAGAUCAAGGAAGUAAUUACAAUCUGUCUUCUGAUGGACCAGGGGAUGGUCAAGGCCCUAAGAAACAAACAAGAUUGGGUCUAGAAGCUAAGAAGGAAGAAAAUCUAGCUGAAUGGUAUUCUCAGGUAAUUACUAAAUCAGAGAUGAUUGAAUACUACGACGUGAGUGGCUGCUACAUCCUCCGUCCAUGGGCUUUUUCAGUAUGGGAAGGUAUCAAGGACUUUUUUGAUAGUGAAAUAAAAAAACUUGGAGUGGAAAACUGCUACUUCCCCAUGUUUGUAUCUCAAGCUGCACUGGAAAAAGAGAAGACGCACAUUGCAGAUUUUGCUCCAGAGGUUGCCUGGGUUACAAAGUCUGGCAAAACAGAGCUGGCAGAACCAAUUGCUGUACGUCCUACUAGUGAAACAGUAAUGUAUCCUGCAUAUGCAAAAUGGAUUCAGUCACACAGAGAUCUUCCAAUCAAGCUUAAUCAGUGGUGCAAUGUUGUACGCUGGGAGUUCAAGCAUCCACAACCAUUUUUGCGUACUCGUGAAUUCCUGUGGCAAGAAGGACACACGGCAUUCUCUACUUACGAAGAAGCAGCUGAAGAGGUAUUGCAGAUUCUUGAUCUAUAUGCUCGUGUAUAUGAAGAACUACUUGCAAUUCCUGUUGUGAAAGGAAGAAAGACAGAAAAGGAAAAGUUUGCAGGUGGAGACUAUACCACAACAGUUGAGGCAUUUAUAUCUGCAAGUGGGAGAGCUAUCCAGGGAGCAACUUCUCAUCACUUGGGACAGAAUUUUUCAAAGAUGUUUGAAAUUGUCUUUGAAGAUCCCAGAGUACCAGGAGAGAAACAAUUUGCUUAUCAAAAUUCUUGGGGCAUUACAACCCGUACCAUUGGUGUUAUGACCAUGAUUCAUGGAGAUAACAUGGGUUUGGUGCUGCCACCUAGAGUAGCAUGUUUUCAGGUGGUGAUUAUUCCUUGUGGUAUCACUAAUUCCCUUCUGGAAGAAGAGAAAGAAGCUUUACUGACAAAAUGCAAUGAAUAUUGUAAGAGAUUGCGCAUGGCUAAUAUCCGUGUGCGAACUGACUUGAGAGAGAACUAUUCACCUGGCUGGAAAUUCAACCACUGGGAGCUUAAGGGUGUUCCAAUCAGGCUUGAAGUGGGACCACGUGAUAUGAAGAAUCAUCAGUUUGUAGCUGUUAGAAGGGACACAGGAGAAAAGUUGACCUUUUCUGAAAAUGAAGCAGUGAACCAACUCAGCCGUAUUCUGGAAGAAAUCCAUCUUAAUCUUUAUAACAGAGCUGCUGAAGAUCUUAAGAGUCAUAUGGUGGUGGCCAAUUCCAUGGAAGAGUUUCAGAAAGAGCUUGAUUCUGGAAAGAUAGUGCAGAUUCCUUUCUGUGGAGAAAUAGAAUGUGAGGAUUGGAUCAAAAAAACAACUGCCAGAGAACAAGAUCUCGAACCUGGCGCUCCAUCCAUGGGAGCAAAAAGUCUUUGCAUCCCCUUUAAACCACUUUGUGAACUUCAGAAUGGAGCAAGAUGUGUCUGUGACAAGAACCCUGCAAAGUUUUACACUCUCUUUGGACGCAGUUAUUAAAUUACUGUUGGAAAUGAUAAUUUCCUUAUAUUUCAACUUAACUUUUUAAAUUAAAGACCGAGAUGUUUCCUGAUACUAUCCAGGUUUUUGUUGUUACUUUUUAAAAUAGUAACUAACAAAGCCAUAGAGAGUCAUAUCCUUUCAGUGCAACUAGCAGUAUUGCAUAAACCUUUCUGUAUACAGUAUCUCUAUAAUAAAUAAGUAUUGUCAUCUA